GUUUUCACUUGUAAACCACGACUUAUCCAGUCAGAACCUCGGAUGACUCAGCUCUGUGUGUUCUUUGGACUUGAACUGGUUUCAUUUUUUUAUACUCUCACGAUAAUCCCCCCUUAUCAAUUAAUAUCAUAAAGUUUAGUUUCAUUUUUGUUUCUUUUAGUAGAAUAUUAUUUACUAUUCUCAGCAGCCCGAUCACAAAAUGCCCUCCAGGGCUGACAUCACAUACUUCGGCGCCGGGCCGGCCUUGCUACCCACCUCCGUACUCGAGAAUGCCGCGCAGGCUCUUUUGAAUUACAAGGAUACGGGGUUGGGCAUUGCCGAGCACUCACAUCGUUCUCAAUAUGCUGCCGAUAUCAUUAACCAGGCGAAGGCCGAUCUGGCUACCUAUCUCGAUAUCCCCGAGGACUAUGAGAUUCUCUUCAUGCAAGGCGGUGGCACUGGUGAAUUCUCCUGCACCCUCUACAACCUGGUCGGCGCCUGGGUAACUAGGAAAAAGGGCGAGAUUCUGAAGCAGUUAGGCGUUCAGAGCGAAGAGGAAGCCAACCAGGAAGAGCUGGUAUCGGCGCUGAAAAAGGCCGUCGAUACCGAGCUGAAGGUCGACUACCUAGUAACGGGCGGAUGGUCGUUAAAAGCCUACCAAGAAGCCGGCCGUCUUCUAGGCCCGGAAUUCACCAACCUGGCUACUGAUUCGCGGACCGUGAACGGGGGGAAAUUCGGAAAGAUCCCCGAUGAGAGCACGUGGAAGCUUUCCAAAGAUGCUGCUAUGGUGUACUACUGCGACAACGAGACCGUGGACGGCGUCGAGUUCCCUAAGUUCCCGGACUCUCUUGCGCCCAGCGCGAACGGCGAGGGCCCCAUCGUCGUGGCCGAUAUGUCCUCGAACAUCCUGUCGCGGAGAAUCCCCGUCAAGAACUUCUCGGUUAUCUUCUUCGGCGCGCAGAAGAACCUCGGCUCGACGGGAGUCACCGUCGUCAUCAUCAAGAAGAGCCUGCUCCCGCCAGCGUGCCCGCAGCCCUCGCCGGCGUUGCUGAGGAAGCUCGGUCUCCCGGUCCCGCCGAUUAUUUUCUCUUACGAGACUAUUGCCAAGAAUAACAGCUUGUAUAACACGCUUAGCAUUUUUGAUGUAUAUAUUGCCGGCCAAGUCCUGAAAAAGCUGCUCGCUUCGUUCCCGGAUAAGGUCGACGGCCAGCAAGCUGUCGCCGACCAAAAGGCGGACAUCAUCUACAAGGCCCUCGAAGCACAUCCAAACAUCUACAGGAUCGUCCCGGAUAAGUCGGUACGCUCUAGGAUGAAUAUUUGUUUCCGCGUGACUAUCAACAACGACACGGACGGCGCCGAGGCCAGAUUCUUGAAAGAAGCCGCCGCUAUCGGGCUCACCGGCUUGAAGGGGCACCGAAGCGUCGGAGGCAUCCGUGCUAGCAAUUAUAAUUCAAUCCCGCUUGCUGGUGCUCAGAAGCUAGCUGAUUUCAUAAACAACUUUGCUACAACCCAAGCUUGAGAACUUCGUGUACGGAGAUAGUGGUAGGAGCAAGUACGGUUGGUCUAGGGGUAAAAAUGAAUUCGCUUCUGGUUGGUGCCGAUUGUUUUCGCAUAGCGUGGUAUGGCAGAGAGGGCGAGACUAAAAGCAUUCAACAUGGGAAUUGGGUCGCGAUACCGGUAAAGA
Daldinia caldariorum is the source of this 1663-nucleotide messenger RNA. Its product is annotated as phosphoserine aminotransferase. The transcript has 3 exons. NCBI's taxonomy places the organism in Eukaryota, Fungi, Ascomycota, Sordariomycetes, Xylariales, Hypoxylaceae. The record is from RefSeq and is a predicted model, not a curated record. Gene Ontology annotation, biological process: L-serine biosynthetic process. Gene Ontology annotation, molecular function: O-phospho-L-serine:2-oxoglutarate transaminase activity; pyridoxal phosphate binding. Bases 200 to 1498 code for a protein of 432 amino acids. Gene Ontology annotation, cellular component: cytoplasm.